Molecule: messenger RNA, 1836 nt
Organism: Cyanistes caeruleus (blue tit)
Lineage: Eukaryota; Metazoa; Chordata; Aves; Passeriformes; Paridae
Source: RefSeq, a predicted model, not a curated record
CUCAGGCUCCUCAUCCACUCUGCCAAGAGGCACAAGGGACUUCCCUGACAAACUGUGCCUCAGUUUCCCUUUUGCAGGUGGUUUCUGAGCAGUGCUGAUCUCCAGGCGUUUCCUGGACCUCCAGUGGGGGGGGCUUAUAGCAGCUAAAUUCACAUCAUUCGGGUGCAGAUGGCCAUGCUGGACCCCUUGGGGUGCACCUGGAGGCUCCCAGCUCUGCUCUCACCUCCAGAUGCUGAGAAGACCCCGGGCUACUGGAAUAGAGGUGCCAGGAGAAGGCUGGAAUUGGCCCUGGCCUUGCACUCAGCAGCACAGCGGGCCAAAAACAUCAUCCUCUUCAUGGGUGAUGGCAUGGGGGUGUCCACCGUGUCAGCAGCUCGGAUCUACAAGGGGCAGCUGGCCGGUGGCUCAGGCGAGGAGAGCGUCUUGGCCAUGGAGACCUUUCCCCAUGUGGCCCUGGCCAAGACCUACACCAUCGACCGCCAGGUGCCCGACAGCGCUGGCACGGGCACCGCCUACCUCUGUGGGGUGAAGGCCAACGCCAAGACUCUGGGACUGAGCGGGGCAGCCGUCUAUGGAAAAUGCCACACCACCUUUGGCAAUGAGGUGGACUCUGUCCUGCACCGGGCCAGGCUGGCGGGCAAGUCUGUGGGCAUCGUGACGACCACGCGGGUGCAGCACGCGUCCCCCGGGGCAGCCUACGCGCACUCGGCCAGCCGGAGCUGGUACGCUGACGCCAACAUGCCCAAGGAGGCCCUGCGGGAUGGCUGCAAGGACAUCGCCGACCAGCUGAUACACAACACUGACAUCAACGUGAUCCUGGGCGGCGGGAGGAUGUACAUGACCCCCAAGCGGACUCCGGACCCCGAGUACCCAGAGGAUCCGGAUCAAAAUGGCACCAGGAAGGACGGCCGGGACUUGAUUGCAGAGUGGCUGAGUGCCAAGAAGGGUGCCCGCUACGUCUGGGACAAGAAGGGCCUGGAUGCGGUCAAAGAUGACUCUGUGAGCCACCUUAUGGGCCUCUUUGAGCCCAAGGACAUGAAGUAUGAGCUGAACCGCAACACAUCCACAGACCCCUCCAUCGUGGAGAUGACGGAAAAGGCCAUCCGCAUCCUGCGCAGGAACCCCAAUGGCUUCUUCCUCUUUGUGGAAGAUGACCACAUUCCCCUUGCAGGUGGCAGAAUCGAUCAUGGCCACCACAGUGGCCGGGCCAAGCAGGCACUGAUGGAGGCCGUGAUGCUGGACCGGGCGGUGGCACGGGCCGGCGAGCUCACCUCCCCCGCUGACACCCUGACCGUGGUGACAGCUGAUCACUCCCAUGUCUUCACUUUUGGGGGCAGCACACCACGUGGCAACUCCAUCUUUGGGCUGGCCCCCAAGAAAGCCAAGGACAAGCGAGACUACACCAGCAUCCUCUAUGGCAAUGGUCCUGGCUACAGCAUCCGUGAUGGGGCCCGUCCACAUCCCACUGGCAUGACCACAGGAGACAAGGAUUACAGACAGCAGGCAGCUGUGCCCCUGGAGACAGAGACUCACAGUGGGGAAGACGUGGUGGUGAUGGCCCAGGGCCCCAUGGCCCACCUCUUCCACGGGGUGCAGGAGCAGCACUACAUCGCCCAUGCCAUGGCCUACGCUGCCUGCCUCGAGCCCUAUGCCACAGAGCCUGGAUGCAGGGCAGCCCGCAGAGCCUCCCAUGGCACACAGUGCUCCCCACAGCCCCUGCUCGCCCUCCUGGCCCUCUGCAUGGCUGCCCUUAUAGUGAGGGGCUAAGAGGCUCUGGCUGAGUCUCACUGUGGACAAGACCAAGCAAUGCAAUAAAGCACAGGUUGUUUGUCUCCA